AUCAGAAUCAAAGUUGCAUGGAGAUUCUACAAAAUAACACAGACGUGAAAGAAAAAGAUGGGGUAUAUUCGAUAAAUGUCAAUAAUCAGAAAAAGAGUGUGUACUGUGAUAUGACUACCGAUGGAGGGGGCUGGACGGCUAUCCAAAAACGACAGGAUGGUUCUACAGACUUUUAUAGGACUUGGGCAGAUUACAAGAGAGGAUUUGGAGACCCAUCCACAAACUACUGGAUUGGAAACGAUGCAAUCCACUAUAUGACAAAGACAAAUCAGGAACUACGAGUGGAGCUGUUGAGUUUUGCUGACGAGAAAGCGUACGCACUGUACUCCACAUUUCAGGUUGGAAACGAGAGCAGUAAAUACCAGCUAACAGUGUCGGGGUAUUCAGGAACAGCGGGAGACAGUUUGGUCUGGCACAAUGGACGUCACUUCAGUACACAUGAUGAGGAUAACGACGUUCACAUAGAUAACUGUGCGGUAGUCAGACACGGAGCCUGGUGGUACCAUAGCUGUGGUUACUCCAGCCUGAACGGUAAGUACGCCGGGUCCGCUGUGUCUGGUUACAAAUACCCGUUCUGGUAUUAUUGGAAAUCUUCUACCGCAUUAAAGGCAACAGCUAUGCUGAUACGACCCAAGAAUUAACAUCAAUAUAUACCGUGUUUGACACAUGACUGAGUCAUGUCCAGGAAUGACUUAUUUUCCAUCAGAUAUCCAUGAUGAAGAGGGAUAGUAACGGAUGGUUCAUAAAUAUCAAUAAAAUUAUCAGAAUGUUUACAAUCCAACUUCUUAUUUUAAAGCAGUGAACAAUAUCACUUUGUGUAGAAUGAUUGAGUUGUAUUCCAUUAUUAGUAUAAAUCACUGAUUGUUAAACUCUGACAAAUGAUCAACAUAUUCUAUGUACUAUAUGAUCUGUAUUAUUUUGAUCAACACAUGGAUAUUAAUUUGUGGCGUAUCAUUAAUUAUCAUGAUAAAUGCUUGUACAUAGUGUAAACAUGUAUGUCAUUAAAUAGCUUCUUAAAGAAAUAGUUUGUAUUCCAGAUAAUAAUCAUCACAAAGACAUUUUAUUUUAAUAUAUACAAAUAACCAUCAUAAAGACAUCUUAUUUUAAUACAUGCACAUAUAUUUUGAUAUAGGCACCUGUUUUACAAUGUUAACAGUAAGCUAACAUAACCCAAAUUCUGUAGAUAUACAAAACGGGUGCUAAAUUAUUUUUUUUGGGGGGGGGAUACCCCAAACAGUUUCUCUCUCAAUAGAGUCACGUGGUCAUUCAUAUCAGUCAAAUAUUACACAACAUUGGCAUUUUCCUUUUUUUUUUCCUUUAGUGACUUUACAAAUUUUGAUGGUAUACAUAUUUUUAUGAAUGUUAUGCAGUUGUGAACAAUGCGCAGAUGAAUCUUAACUUUUACAGUUAAUAUAUUGUAACGUAUGCAAGAUGUUCCAUGAUGGGAAAUUUAUCAAUUGUUCAAAAAUGUCGUCUUAUUAAUGUUCAUUUAAUAUUGUUGGGUGAUGAAUGUCUUUCUGUAGAGAAAAGUAUAAUGCUUUGUGUUAGCUUUCAGAAAGAUAUUCGUGAGACUGGUUAUUCUAAUUUUGCUCCAAGUUAAUAUUCAAGCAAUAAAUAGUUUAACAAUGUAAGCGAUAAACAGUAUCAUAGUAUCAUGUUUUGUCUUUUUUACACAUAUAAAUAUCUGAAUAGUCGCUUAUAUAUUGUAUGACAUUUAUAAUUGUAUGAUAUGUAUUUCUUAAAUAAAUCGCUUCUGUACAAGUUCAA
Messenger RNA from Ostrea edulis (European flat oyster), 1767 nucleotides. Its product is annotated as ficolin-1-like. The record is from RefSeq and is a predicted model, not a curated record. Bases 18 to 641 code for a protein of 207 amino acids. Lineage: Eukaryota; Metazoa; Mollusca; Bivalvia; Ostreida; Ostreidae. The transcript has 4 exons.